Molecule: messenger RNA, 1082 nt
Organism: Drosophila serrata
Lineage: Eukaryota; Metazoa; Arthropoda; Insecta; Diptera; Drosophilidae
Product: myosin light chain, embryonic
Cellular component (GO): myosin II complex
Molecular function (GO): myosin heavy chain binding; calcium ion binding
Source: RefSeq, a predicted model, not a curated record
UCAAGUCAUCUCAGAUUUAUUGUCUAGUGACAAAAUUUUCACCUGUAAAUAUUUGGCUCUUAGAACAAAAUUAUUUCAAUAUUGUGUGUUUUAAAUACACCUUUUUUUUAAUUCCGAAAGUAUGAACAAGGAAAAAGAAGAUUGGGAGGUUUUCGAGGAGCGGCAUAAGCCGGUUCCAGAAUUCGGAUUCUUUCGCAAACAGUCGGAACUAAUGAUUAUGCUACCGGAAGUGGCCAAGCUUCAUGAGGUCUUCGACAUGUUUGCAAUGUUCGGAAAGGAAGCGGGUGUUUGUGGUUCAAAUGCUGCAUCCCGCAUAAGUGUUUCGGACAUGCCCGACUGUCUACGCUCCAUGGGAUUGAAUCUUAGUGAUCAGUGGCUUGCCGCUCGGUUGGAUGAGCAUAUGCAUCGGCGCGAGGCACUGGGUCUUCUGGGAGCACCAGUGAGUCAGAGGGUCUCCUUCGAGUUGAUCCUUACCCUUUACUGUCAGAUGGCGGAUCAGAAUGAAGGUCCCUCGGCGGAGGAGGUGAUGCGUGCUCUGCGCACUUUGGAUCCAGAUGGUACUGGAAAGCUGUCCUACUCCGAGCUGCAUCGCCUGCUGAUUAGCAUGGGAGAGCGUCUCGAAGAGUCGGAGGUUUUUGGUCUACUGAAUCGGGUUUCCGAUGCCGAUGGCAAUGUGCCCUAUGAGCAACUGGUACGUGAAAUGUUUGGCAAGGAAUCCGGGUCAGAGGAGACACUGAACCAGGCCAAGAUCUAUCUUCAGGCUGUCGGUCGCAAUGCCAUUGAUAUGGAUAUGGCCAAGAGGGAUGAGUUCAUUGAUGCCUUGCGGCGUGCUGAUCCGCUAAACAGUGGCUUCAUCGAGAUCCCAAGUCUUUUGGCUUUGGUAAACCGAAGAAGGAAGUGUUUUACCUUGGAAGAGCUACAGGUGCUCACCGAGGGCAUGGAGGACACCAAGAGCUCUCGUGGCAUUAACUAUCGCCGCUUUCUGCGUUCAAUCAUGAAUGAGUAAAAACCUAUACAAAAGUAAAAUCAUUAAAUGAAGCCAUAAGAUGGAUUAAAUAUAUGUACUUACUGCUUUUCCUUCA